AUCGUGUAGAGGAGCCAAUAAAUAAAACGUAUUGCAUUGAUUUAAUUUCUCUUUGUUUGAGUAACAUUACCAGAAUGUUUAGUAGAGUGAAAAAUACGUAAUUUUAUUAUUAUGGAGUCUAGAUUAACUACCGAAUUUCAUGCCUCAGCGACAUCUCACAACCCUGUCUCCGAAAUCGUGAAAGAGAUUGAUAAGGAAGCUGACUGGCCAACAACCUCAGGCCUGCAGGAUAGCAAUUGUAAUAAUCAUGUUACCAGCAAGGAAGUCAACCAAAGCGUUAUUCAUAGUGCUGAAAUUAGUAACACCAGUAACUCAGUUGAGUCAAUAAAUUCAAAAUUAUCCCGUUUAUCCUACGCAUCACUCGGGACAGAAGAAUUGGGAGAACAUUUUAAUCCCUUCAAAGUCACAGAGACACCAGAUGCCUAUGAUUAUGAUCACACAAAAAGAAAAAAAAUUGAUCUGUAUGGGCCAGACAUUGGGCCCAAAAUAUACAAUGUUCAGGGAAACCUAGUGACUCCACCGAUUAUUGCAAAAAACCUUCCGGAUAUGUUUAAUGGUCUUCCAAUUUUUGGUCGGCCCGCGCCUAAAGAAGAUAUUGAAGACUUUUAUUCAAGAAAGAUAAGGGAUUUUGUUGGCUGUGAUCUGAAUGAUGAACAGUUUAAAAAUCUUGCCAAUGAGUGCAGUCCUGAUUUGCUAAGGACUGGCAGUGAACUAAAAAUGCCAACCUCAGCGCCCUCGCUAUCCGUUUUCGCCGAGGAGGAAACCAGAGAGUACAACAAGCAACACAGCAACCUGAGCAUUGUGAAGAAGCAACGGUUACGUAUGGCCAGCGACGUUAAUGCCAGUUGCCAGAGAAUGCUGAAGUAUAGGGGCACACGGCUCAUGCCACUUGCACAGGCUGAAGAUGGAGAGGAAAUUCCUGAACCAGACCUAGAACCUGGCAGAGAUAUAAUCUAUGUUGUGCGGAUAUAUAGACCCUUCCCAUACAAUAUUAAGGAGAAACAUGUGAGCAGCCGGCACUCUGUAUUCAGCCGCUGUAUAGUGCUAGCGGGCCGCCAGCCGCUGUCGGAGCUGCGCGACAGCGUGGUGUGCGCCAACGACGCCGGCUCGCGCGUCGACGUGUCCGCCGAGCCGCACAAGCAGCCCGCCGCUGCAGCCAAGGACCUCUUCCCCUCCGGGUUCCUGUUUAUCAACAACGUGUUCUACGUGGACAACCGCCCCGGCUGCUCGGACCGCAGCGCCGGCCUCCGCGCCUGGGCGCGCACAAGAGGCCUCGGAGACUUUCAAACGAAGGACCUACACUCCACUAAACUAGACGAUCUGGUCGUGCGACUGGGACAUCCAGAGGUCUACGUCCACCAAGGCAACUGCGAGCAUCUAUUCACCUUCUCAGAAAUCCGUCUUCUCAAUCCCGACGACCCACUCUCAAUCCAGCAGUACCCGGCCCACACCGCUGUCUCACAAAACCAGACAGUCUACUGCACAACUUGUGCUGAGUUCGGAGCCAAAUGGGUUGUAACCAAUUGCUCCAACGUCCCCUUUGACCCGGCUUACUUCUGUGAUACAUGCUUUAAAUUAUUCUUAUAUAAGGAUGGGAAGAAAAUUGGAGAUUUCAAGGCCUUUUCUUUUAGAGGCAAUGAGAUUAAUAUGCUGAAGCCUUCGGAAUGAAAAACGCUUCAGUCCAUAUACAGUUUGAAUUUAAAACAGGGUUAGCAUUACCAUUGAGUGUUGUAGGAUUUUGCAGACCUGUGAGCAAGGGUAAACCCCAUACAUGUGUACACUUGUAUAUUAUUGAAAUGAUAUCUUUAACAUAGGCCUAAAAAAGGCACCAUGUAUUUUAAAAGCAGAUUUUUUAAAUUAGAAGUUCGUUAUAAUUUUUCCAUGAGAAUUUUGUAAUAAAUCUACUGGAUUGACGGGUUGAGGGCUGCUGGCGUUACAUUUAUCAGUAUUGGUAAAGCCUAACCCCUGAGCCUGAGCCUGAUUGGUAUGAUCAUGGUCAAGAGGACGCUGUUAUUCUCAUUUAUAUGGUAUGUAACAGUUGACCUAGUAAGGAAAAAUUAGUUCCAAUGAAAUUCCGCAACAUGGCGCGUGAUCAUAUAUUACUGGUCAGGCUUUAGUAGUCUAGAUUAGUGGGUGUCUAUAUUGGUAUUAGCAUGAUCCUAAAAUGUAUGAUGUUUAUAAAAACCCUUUUGCUAAAUGUCCGUUAUGUACCUCUUCCAUUUUUGUUGUAGUAUCCAGCAAUAAGAGUAAGAAAAUUUGCAAUGUGUUAAAUAUUCCUACAGUCCCUUUGUGUAAGCAAGCUUGUUCUUUAAUUGAUUUCGCCGGUAAAAUUAUUUGCUGUAAGCAAAGUAAUUAAACCCAAAAGGGUUGAUGUUGUUGUAAUAAAAAUAUCCUAUA
Cydia fagiglandana is the source of this 2397-nucleotide messenger RNA. RefSeq names its product snRNA-activating protein complex subunit 3 (gene Pbp49). Gene Ontology annotation, molecular function: bent DNA binding; core promoter sequence-specific DNA binding; RNA polymerase II cis-regulatory region sequence-specific DNA binding. The transcript has 6 exons. The record is from RefSeq and is a predicted model, not a curated record. Gene Ontology annotation, biological process: snRNA transcription by RNA polymerase II; snRNA transcription by RNA polymerase III. Gene Ontology annotation, cellular component: snRNA-activating protein complex. The coding region runs from base 112 to 1668 and encodes 518 amino acids. NCBI's taxonomy places the organism in Eukaryota, Metazoa, Arthropoda, Insecta, Lepidoptera, Tortricidae.